AAAAACGCGAGAAGAGAUAUAAAUGAGACUCUCACUUAUUCCACGGAGGUUUAGUGUUUUACUGAAAGAAGGUAAGGAUCGUGUGUAUGUGCGAGUGUUGAUUUUUUCGAAAGAGAUUUUGGUGGAUCGAAAAAGAUGAGAUUAGCUUUAGUAGUAUUAGCUGCUUGUGCAGCAGCAGUAGCCACUCCUGCGAUCAACCAAAUCAGGCCGGUUUCCAACAGACCAGGUCGCUUCUUGUCCUUGCCAAAUCCGCAGAAAUGCGCCAACAGACCGAAACAGUUCUUUUUCCGAGGCCACAAUUACUUCUUCAGUGGUCACGUACCUGAACUAGCCAACCGCAAAGUCGACUGGUUGGACGGCAGGAACAUCUGCAGAGAGUACUGCAUGGACUUGGUCUCGCUAGAGACACAGGAAGAAAACAACAUGAUCUUCCGCCUCAUCCAGCAAAACGACGUCCCGUACAUCUGGACUUCGGGAAGACUGUGCGACUUCAAGGGCUGCGAGAACCGCGCCGACUUGGAACCCAAAAACGUCUACGGCUGGUUCUGGUCCGCCAACCGCGAGAAGAUGGCGCCCACCAACCAGACGCCCAGCGGCUGGGGCUACAACCCGUGGUCCUCCACCGGGCACAAGAAGCAGCGCCAGCCCGACAACGCCGAAUUCGACAUCAACGGCACCAGCGAGUCGUGUCUUUCCAUCCUCAACAACGUCUACAACGACGGGAUCGCCUGGCAUGACGUUGCUUGCUACCACGAGAAGCCCGUCGUCUGCGAGGACUCCGAGGAGUUGCUCAACUAUGUAGCUGCCACGAAUCGCGGAAUUCGUCUCUAAAUUAUUCUAAUUUUAAGUGCAUUUUAUAUUCCGAUGUGUAAAUGAUAAAUUUGAGUAUUUAUUUUUGAUAAACACUAUGUAACCGAUCAUGUGAAGUACCUAAACAAUAAAUUAUGUUUUAAUAA
Tribolium madens (black flour beetle) is the source of this 956-nucleotide messenger RNA. RefSeq lists its product as uncharacterized. The record is from RefSeq and is a predicted model, not a curated record. The transcript is spliced from 4 exons. Lineage: Eukaryota; Metazoa; Arthropoda; Insecta; Coleoptera; Tenebrionidae. Bases 136 to 831 code for a protein of 231 amino acids.